GGGGCGGUGGCAGCGGCGGCUGUGGCUUGGUCGGGCAUCCGCGGCUCCUUGCGUGGGGGAUGGGGACGGCGAGCUCCAGUCCUCCGAGACGGCGGCGGCGGCCGUGAGCGUUGGGCGGGCGUCCGGGACGCAGGAUGGAGCGCCGCGGAUUUCAGUUUUUCUGACUGUUAAAUGAGAGGAUGAUUGCUCACAAACAGAAAAAGGCAAAGAAAAAACGCGUUUGGGCAUCAAGCCAACACUCUACUGAUGUUGCAGCUUCUGAAAUGGGGCUCAAGUCCAUAAGUUCCAACUCCAUUUUUGAUCCGGACUACAUCCAGGAGUUGGUGAAUGAUAUCAGGAAGUUCUCCCAUGUGUUACUAUAUUUGAAAGAAGCUAUUCUUUCAGACUGUUUUAAAGAAGUCAUUCAUAUCCGUCUGGAUGAGCUUCUCUGUGUUUUAAAGUCUAUAAUGAAUAAGCAUCAGAACCUCAAUUCUGUUGAUCUUCAAAAUGCUGCAGAAAUGCUUACUGCAAAAGUGAAAGCUGUGAAUUUUACAGAAGUUAAUGAAGAAAACAAAAACGAUCUAUUCCGAGAAGUCUUUUCUUCCAUUGAAACUUUGGCAUUUACCUUUGGGAAUAUCCUUACAAACUUCCUUAUGGGAGAUGUAGGCAGUGACUCAUUGUUACGACUGCCUGUUUCUCGGGAAAAUAAGUCUUUUGAAAACAUUUCUGUGGACUCAGUGGAGUCAUCCAAUGAAAAAGGAAAUUUUUCUCCUAUAGAAUUAGACAGUGUGCUGUUAAGAAACACUGACUCUAUUGAAUUGGCCUUGUCAUAUGCUAAAACAUGGUCAAAAUAUACAAAGAACAUAGUGUCAUGGGUUGAAAAAAAGCUUAACCUGGAAUUGGAGUCCACCAGAAAUAUUGUAAAGUUGGCAGAGGCAACUAGAGCUAACAUUGGACUGCAGGAAUUUAUGCCGCUACAGUCUCUAUUUACCAGUGCUCUCCUCAAUGACAUAAAAAAUAGUCACCUUUUACAACAAACAAUUGCAGCUCUCCAAGCCAACAAAUUUGUACAGCCUCUUCUGGGGAGGAAAAAUGAAAUGGAAAAACAAAGGAAAGAAAUAAAAGAACUUUGGAAACAGGAACAAAAUAAAAUGCUUGAAACAGAAACUGCUCUCAAAAAGGCAAAAUUGUUAUGCAUGCAACGUCAAGAUGAAUAUGAAAAAGCAAAAUCUUCCAUGUUUCGUGCAGAGGAGGAGCAUCAGUACUCAAGUGGUGGAUUAGCAAAAAAUCUCAACAAACAACUAGAAAAAAAGCGAAGGUUGGAAGAGGAAGCUCUUCAAAAAGUAGAAGAAGCAAAUGAACUCUACAAAGUUUGUGUAACAAAUGUUGAAGAAAGACGAAAUGAUCUAGAAAAUACCAAAAAAGAAAUUUUAACACAACUAAGGACACUUGUUUUCCAGUGUGAUCUUACCCUUAAAGCUGUAACAGUUAACCUCUUUCAAAUGCAGCACCUGCAGGCUGCCUCCUUUGCAAACAGUUUACAGUCUCUCUCUGAUAAUGCCAAACUUUAUGAUCCAGGCCAAGAGUACAGUGAAUUUGUGAAGGCUACAAAUUCAACUGAAGAAGAAAAAGUUGAUGGGAAUGUAAAUAAACCAUUAACGAGUAGUUCCCAGACAUCUAGAUAUGGCCCUGCUGACUCUUUAGAGGAUGUUGUGCGCCUUCCUGACAGUUGUAAUAAAAUUGAAGAGGACAGAUGCUCUAACAGUGCAGACCUAACAGGUUCUUCUUUCAUAAGAUCAUGGACAUUUGGGAUGGUUAGUGACUCUGAGAGUACUGGAGGGAGCAGUGAAUCUAGAUCUUUGGAUUCAGAAUCUAUAAGUCCAGGAGACUUUCAUCGAAAACUUCCACGAACUCCAUCCAGUGGAACCAUGUCUUCAGCAGAUGAUUUAGAUGAAAGAGAGCCACCUUCCCCUUCAGAAGCAGGACUCAAUUCCCUUGGAGCAUUUAAGAAAACAUUGAUGUCAAAAGCAGCUGUCACUCACAAGUUCCGAAAAUUGAGAUCCCCCACAAAAUGCAGAGAUUGCGAAGGCAUUGUAGUAUUCCAAGGUGUUGAAUGUGAAGAGUGUCUCCUUGUUUGUCAUCGAAAAUGUUUGGAAAACUUAGUCAUUAUCUGUGGUCAUCAGAAACUUCUGGGAAAAAUACACUUAUUUGGAGCAGAAUUCACACAAGUUGCAAAAAAGGAGCCAGAUGGCAUUCCUUUUAUACUCAAAAUAUGUGCCUCAGAGAUUGAAAAUAGAGCCUUGUGUUUACAGGGAAUUUAUCGUGUUAGUGGAAACAAAACAAAAACUGAAAAACUGUGUCAAGCUUUGGAGAAUGGAAUGCACUUGGUAGACAUUUCAGAAUUUAAUUCACAUGAUAUCUGUGAGGUCUUAAAAUUAUACCUUCGACAGCUCCCAGAACCAUUUAUUUUAUUCCGAUUAUACAAGGAAUUUAUAGACCUUGCAAAAGAGAUCCAACAUGUUAAUGAAGAACAAGAAACCAAAAAGGAUAACCCUGAGGACAAAAAAUUUCCAAAUAUGUGUAUAGAAAUAAACCGAAUUCUUCUAAAAAGCAAGGACCUUCUAAGACAAUUGCCAACAUCAAAUUUUAACAGUCUUCAUUACCUCAUUGUACAUCUUAAGCGGGUAGUAGAUCAUGCAGAAGAAAAUAAGAUGAACUCCAAAAACUUGGGAGUUAUAUUUGGACCCAGUCUGAUUAGGCCAAGGCCCACAACUGCUCCUGUCACCAUCUCCUCCCUUGCUGAAUAUUCAAAUCAGGCACGGUUGGUAGAGUUCCUCAUUACUUACUCACAGAAGAUCUUCGAUGGGUCCCUACAGCCUCAAGAUGUUACGUGUAGUGCAGGUGUUCUUACACCUCAGGUUGAUCAAAGCUGUCCUUCGAAACUUCUGUUAUCAUCAGAAGAAAGAGACACAGAACAUUCCAUGAAGUCACUAUAUUUUACUUCAAAGGAAGAUAUCUACACUGCAGACAGUGAAAGCAAAAAUUUUGAAACUACUCCAUCAUUUGAGGAAUCAGAACACAAGCAAAAUAUAUUGGAAAAAUGUGAUGCAUGUCUCAUCGAAAACAAAGAACCUGAAUCAUCAUCCCAAAAGAUGGACAAUAUUUGUAAAACCAAUAAGCCACUUAUUUUGAAAUCUGAUAGAGUAACAAACAAUAUGCACAGGCAUACUCCAAGGACCAAGAUUAGACCUGUAAGUUUGCCUGUAGAUAGGUUACUUCUUGCAAGCCCUCCUAGUGAGAAAAACGGCAGAAAUGUGGGAAAUACAAAUGCAGACAAGUUUUGCAAGAAUCCUACCUUUGAAGGACUUAGUAGAAAAGAUACUCCUACUACUGUUUGUUCCAAAUUCAAUGGCUUUGAUCAGCAGAUUCUACCAAAAACUUGGGGAAAACAAUGUGAACAAAACAACCUAACUGCCAAGACUACAGUAACUGUGCCUGGUGCACUCCAGGAAAAAGUGACAGUGAGCAUCAGCGUCAGUGGUGACCAUUCCAUCAGUGCCACACAACCCAAUAAGCCAUACACAGAACCAGCCAGAUCAACAAGAGAGGCAUCAGAGAGACGGUCUUCUGAUUCCUACCCUCUCACUCCUGCCAGAGCACCCAGAACACUGCAGCCCCAGCACUGGACAACAUUUUAUAAACCACGUACACCCACCAGCAAUGUCAGGGGGACUGAGGAGAGACCAGCUUCACCUUCAGCAGCAGUGCCUCCUGGCACAGCUCAUACUCCCCUGAGUCAGGUGGAAAAGUCAGUUCCAGACUUGGACAGCACAUCAGCUUGUCCUUUGCAGCUAGAUGGUAAGCCUAAAGAGAACUCUGAGGAGCAUGGCCUGCCUGAUGUGAAUCCAACGUACCAGAGACCCAGGCUAAAACGAAUGCAACAGUUUGAAGACCUUGAAGAUGAAAUUCCACAAUUUGUGUAGGGUUGUCAAAAUUCAGUUUUUCUUUUUGUUGUUCUGUUUUGUGAUAUUGUGUUUAUUUUAUGAAAGAAUGUUUUGACAGGACCCCUUUUGUAUAGGAUUGCCAAAGUGUGUUUUUUGCUGUUUGUCCUUAGUGUUUUGAUAGGUAGUGUUUAUUUUAUGAAAGAAUGCUUUGACAGGACCCCUUCUGUAUAGGAUUGCCAAAGUGUGUAUUUUGCUGUUUGUCCUUGUAUCAUAUUUUCCAGUCAUAUUGCAUGGUAGUGUUUUGAUAGGGCCACAUUUGUGCCUCACUGGAAUUAUCUUUAAAUUCUGUGUUUUUGAAGUUGUGCAUAAAACAAGUAUCAUAAUUUUAAGAUUUCAAAUGCUUUUUCCCAUAAAAUGGUCCAUUUAAAUGCAUCCCAACUUAUGAGAUAGUUCUCAACAAAUCUGCAGUGUGGAUAUCCUAUUGAUGCAAGAGAAUUUUUAAACUAAAAAAGCAAAACACAACUCAAAACAGUUCAAAGACUGUUAACAUUAACAUAAACAUGACAAACUUCUAAUGCAAUUCUAUAAUGGUCAAAAUUAUAUGGAAAAAAACAUAUUCAUACCCAAUAAAGAUUUUUCAGGUACUUGCAUUCAGAAACAUUUUAUAUGUAAGCACUUAGUUUCGCUCCAAAAAAUAAAGUUGAUUUUCCCAAACUGCAAAACGAAGUGCUUAUUUAUAAAAUGUUUCUGAAUGCAAGUGCCUGAACAAUCUUUAUGGGGUAUGAAUAUGUCUUUUCCCAACAGUUUUAUAGUGCAUCUUUGAACAUUUGUGUGUUUAUAGUUUGAAUGUAAGCUUUUAUUUUUCAAUUGGCAAUUCACUUAACUUUUUAAUAUUUACAUGAUGGCCAAAAAACUUGCAAAUCUGUAUUUAAUUGCAUUCUAAUUGUCACUUUUUACAUAUGGUAGUCAAUUAAAUUGUACAAAGAAAAUGCACUUAAACCUAUUUUUAAAUUAUAUAGUUUAGUUAUAUCUUAUUUGGCUCUAGAUGGUUUUAAUACAUUUGAUAGUUUUUUACCCCUUAGCUUCAUCUGUAUAAAUUUUUACUUUAUGACAGUUCCAAACCUUUUGUUAUUUUCUAUAAUGGUCUUAAGAAGUGCCUGCUUCAGAAGUUUUUAAAUUCAAUGCAUUUUCUCUUGAUAUUUGUGGGUUUUGUUAAAACCAUUCUUUUUGUGUGAAAUAUUUUGACUUAUAAAUCAUUUUAUGUACUUUUUCUACCUGGACUAUCAACCAUUGAAAAUGUAUAUUUCAUUAGAAUUAAGAAAAAAUUUAUUUAAGUUCAUUCCAAGAGUAGAGUUCAGUAAGCCUCAUUGUUUGGAAUUUGAGAGAAGGAAUAGAUGAUUGGAUCUGUUUCAUUUAUAAAAUAUCAAAGUUUUUAUAACUAAUGCAUUCCUAUUACUUUCUGGGUUUCAUCAUUUUGUCUAAAAUAGGAUAUAAAAGGGACAAAAAUAAAAUAGCCUCUUUUUAUACG
Molecule: messenger RNA, 5451 nt
Organism: Sciurus carolinensis (gray squirrel)
Lineage: Eukaryota; Metazoa; Chordata; Mammalia; Rodentia; Sciuridae
Gene: Arhgap29
Product: Rho GTPase activating protein 29
Exons: 23
Coding region: 180-3962 (1260 amino acids)
Biological process (GO): activation of GTPase activity; signal transduction
Cellular component (GO): cytoplasm
Molecular function (GO): GTPase activator activity
Source: RefSeq, a predicted model, not a curated record